UGUACAUCUUUGAUUUUACAGGCGUCUCUCACCAUGAUGACUUGAUUUACUUGUUAUUCAACUCGGGAAGAUUUCCGCUCUUUAACCAGACGGAUCCGGAAGCAGACACUGUUCGCAGAAUGACUUCCUUAUAUGCGCGUUUUGCUACCACUGGUCGUCCUUUUCCGCAAGAAAGCAGCAUAAAAUGGACUCCAAUAGAGAAAGACUGCCUCCAGUUUUUGAAUAUUUCCAACAUCUUCUUGAUGCAAAAGGGACUGCCCUACCCACGCCGUAUGCAUGUUUGGGAGACCCAGUUGCCCUUGGACCAACCCUACAGGCAACUCAACUACUAGAGCAAGGAUCACGUUGUUAAAUGAUUUCCAAUGAAAAACACAAUUUCAGAAGAAUCAAAAUGAGACAAACAUUUUAUUUGUGCCCCACUCUAGUUCCCCACUUCUUAUCCCCCGUCGUUAUCAAGAUAACUUUUACUUCAAAUCCUUUGGAGUGGCCUUUGAAAUGUGAAUGUCGUUGAGACUUUUGAUAUGGUGAAUUCUACACAAUGAAUCGGUUGCAUUGUAACAGCUACAAAAUUAUUGACAAAAGCCGGCUGUUACAUAAGGUGCCAUCAAGUGGUAGAAAAUCAUGGCCCAGGAACAAAUUAUAAAAAUUGAGAACGCGCUAACAAAAUCACUCAAUGAAAUAGACAAGUUGUACACCCGGAAAAUCCAAGGGGAUAUGCACCGCUGCGCAGCACAGUGCUGUGACAGGACCAGCGACUCUAUAGAGAACGUCUACAACUGCAUCAAGGUGUGCUCCUCGGACUUUGACAAGGUUCAGAGGUACCUGCAGGCCGAGUACAACCAGUUCCAGAGCCGCCUGCAGCGUUGCGUCCUUCAGUGUAGUGACGAGAUCGUGGACAAGAUGGGUCUCAGUCCUUCCACCUCGGACAUGGCCAGGUACAACAGACAAUACGAGACCUGUGUCAUCGCGUGUGCAAACAAACAUAUCGAUCUCAUCCCAGGCUUCAUGAAGCGGAUGGAGGAAGUGCUCAAGAAGAAGUCUUAUCUCACUUUCAAUGUGGAUGACGAUGAUCCGAAAUCAUUCAAAGAACCCACCCUUCUCUAAUCGAUUGAUACAAAUCGAUAAUUUAAUAGACUGAUUUAAAAUAUGUGUAUAUGUAACUGAUAUUUGUAUUUAAAUACACUGUUUUGGGGAAGA
Molecule: messenger RNA, 1197 nt
Organism: Homalodisca vitripennis (glassy-winged sharpshooter)
Lineage: Eukaryota; Metazoa; Arthropoda; Insecta; Hemiptera; Cicadellidae
Product: protein FAM136A-like
Exons: 3
Coding region: 622-1104 (160 amino acids)
Cellular component (GO): cytoplasm
Source: RefSeq, a predicted model, not a curated record